Molecule: messenger RNA, 3412 nt
Organism: Xenopus laevis (African clawed frog)
Lineage: Eukaryota; Metazoa; Chordata; Amphibia; Anura; Pipidae
Gene: nos1ap.S
Product: nitric oxide synthase 1 adaptor protein S homeolog
Exons: 12
Coding region: 544-2553 (669 amino acids)
Molecular function (GO): nitric-oxide synthase binding
Source: RefSeq, a predicted model, not a curated record
GAUGAGGGGAGGGAACAACUGAGAGCAGAGAGGGAGCCGGUUUAGGAAGAGGCAGGGAACUAAGAGGAGGGAGCCAGCGCGACUCAGAGAUGAGGGGAGGGAAGCAGCUGCUGACAGACACACAGGGGAGGAAUCUGCCACCUGCUACUCUUUAUGUUGUAAAACUACAGUUCCCAGCAUGCAGCGUUGAAACGGAGGAGGAGGGUAUGCUAGAGCAAUGUAUAGUACAAGCUUGGGAUAAUGAUUACAAUAAUACAAGUGUCAUUGGGCCGUGCCCUGGGUCCAUCUGAUGUACAGCAGGUAUCGGUAUCGGGACACAGGGACCACUGUGAGUUCAUAGCUGGAGGGUCAGUUCCCCACACAGGCGGCAGCAGUAGCAAUGGCCAGUCGGUCUAACUCCCUCCCACCGACAGGAUCGCGCUUCCUCAUUCCCGGAUCCUCCCAUUUCCAGCAGCAGCAGCAGGAGGGACUGAUGUAGUCGGGGGAUCGCUGCUCGCUCUACCUGUCCUGCCUGGGCUUCUGUCUCGGGGAAAGCUCCGCAACAUGCCGGCUAAAAGCCGCUACAACCUGGUGGACGACGGCCACGACCUGCGGGUCCCGAUGCACAAUGAGGAGGCUUUCCAGCAUGGCAUCAGCUUCGAGGCCAAGUAUAUUGGAAGUUUGGAUGUCCAACGACCUAACAGCAGAGUUGAGAUUGUGGCAGCCAUGAGACGGAUCCGGUAUGAAUUUAAAGCAAAAAACAUCAAGAAGAAGAAAGUAAGCAUCCUGGUGUCAGUGGAUGGUGUGAAAGUCAUUCUAAGGAAGAAGAAGAGAAAAAAAAAUGACUUGGUCUGGGAUGAAAGCAAGAUGCUGGUUAUGCAAGAUCCUAUAUACAGAAUAUUCUAUGUGUCUCAUGACUCCCAGGAUCUGAAGAUAUUUAGUUAUAUUGCAAGGGACGGGGCCAAUAACAUCUUCCGCUGCAAUGUAUUUAAGUCCAAGAAAAAGAGCCAUGCAAUGCGUAUUGUGCGGACCGUGGGCCAAGCCUUUGAGGUUUGUCACAAGCUGAGCCUACAGCACACUGAGCAGAAUGGGGAUGGGAGAGAGGAUGAAGAUAGUGACAGAAGCACAGACUCUGAAGGGCAAGUGACACAAACUGUAGCCAGUGUGGUUCAGGCUGCUGAAGAGACAGAUAUUGAUGCACUGGAUAUUCCUUUGCCUGAGAGGGAGGAGCCAGUGAUCAACCGGGGAGUGACCGAUUUGGACGCUGUACAUAAGGAGAAUGACGGCACUAUUGAGAACAAGGAGCAGGUCAUACCAGCUUUCCCCAAGAUGCUACUUCCAUCUAACAGUGACAUGCCCCCUGGGACCCCCCUAUCUGUUCAUCACCAGAUACAGCUUCUACAACAGCAAUUACAACAGCAGCAGCAACAGACCCAGGUGGCAGUUGCUCAGGUCCAUUUACUGAAAGACCAGUUGUCUGCUGAGGCUGCUGCAAGACUGGAAUCUCAAGCCAGGGUCCAUCAGUUGCUCCUGCAGAACAAAGACCUGCUGCAGCAUAUCUCCCUGCUGGUCAGACAAGUGCAGGAACUGGAGUAUAAACUAUCAGGACACAAUGCCAUGGGAUCUCAGGACAGCCUCCUAGAGAUUACAUUCCGUUCAAGUAUUCUGCCAGUGCUUUGUGACCCUUCAACUCCAAAGCCAGAAGAUGUGCCCCCACUGACUGAUCCUGGUUCAUCUUUUCAAGUUUGCAGUCCGUUAGUUGAUCAAAGCAUGUUCAAGAACUCAAAUGCAACUCAAGUGCCAAAGCUACAGCAGAGUCAUUCUCUCACGCAACUGACCAGACUCGGCAGCACUAGCUCAGAACCUUCAGGGGUCAGUAUUCUCGCCGGUAGCACACAACACCUGAAGAACUUGGGUAAGGCAGUUGGAGCCAAGGUGAACGACUUCCUUCGAAGGAAAGAUGCAGAUAAAGGAGACAUUGGCGUAACUGAAGUCAACAAGACGGUGGCUGCAGAAUGGUCCAGCAGUGACAGAACGUGCAGUGAGAACCUUGAAGAGGGACAAGUGUCCAAGAAUCUAGAAAGUUUUCCUAGGCUUGAACCUCCUCCACCAACUGUGAAAAAGCGAAUUCCUCGUGCUCUGAAAACCACCCAAGAUAUGAUGAUCUCCCCCAACCCUAUAAUAAGCAGCCCAGAGAAGCCUGUAUCUGCCGCUACUGAAGUGCCUACAGAAACACUUACUGAAUCACGUGCAAAAGAGGAUAAACCACUACUGCCCAACCACCAGCAAGAAACAUUAAUCAAUGGAAAAGUAGAUGGCGAGAUUAUGCAACAGACAGAGAGUCUAAAGGGAAAUCAUUUGGAGGUUGUACCUGACCUCAUACACAAAGAAAAGUCAGAGAUAAGUCUAAAAGUCAUUUCCUCCAACCAUAUAGAAACCAUGAGCAUCAAGAGCAGUAUCAGCCAGGUUGAGCUGCUGGAAGGGGAAUAUAAUAAUGCAGAUUUGGGUUUAUGGCCAAGAAACUCUGCCUUAGACAUCGACAAUCCACACCCAGACCUCCUUUCCUUUGACUAGAGUUUAGGGUGGAUGUCUGUCCAAUCACUGGAACCACAAUUCACUAUUUUGCUGUACAGUACAUUAUUUAGUUACCUAUGUGUAUGCUCAUGAUGGGUAAAUCAUAUCACUGACUGUUCCCAUGAUGCCUUCUUUGCAGUUAACCUACAAUAACUGUAUUGUGCAAACACAUUGGUACAGAGAAUUCUGCAAUCAUCUCUUGCGUGCCUUUAUUAUUGAAGGCUCUACCAAAGCUUUUUUGUGUUAUAUCUCCCAUCAUCAGUACCUAGUGGGGGCUGUACUGGAAAACAACUGGAAGACCUUCAUUUUAAUAUCCAUGUUUUUGUUAAACAUUUCAGGGUUUUUGGGUAAAACUGUUUUUUUUUUUAAAAAAAAAACAACUUUUCUGACAUUUUGCAUUCUUUGUAAGCACUGACCUCUAAUAGAACUAAUUAGAACUUUUUCAUACUGAAUGUAUUUAGUAUGUUUUAUAUCAGUCUAGUGCUAUGAAAGUGCCAUAAAAAUGAGAGUGAAGGAAAUACAUCUCAAUUAGUAUACACUGUAAUAUGGAAAUCUGUCAUUUGUUUAAUUUUCUCUUGUGUAGAGAGUUUGUGCCAGUGUCUUAAUGUCCAUAGCGAUGCCAGUUUUAAGUAUUGUAAGCAUAUUGCUAAGCCUGAGUAGUGCUUGCAGGAGGUAUCUUUGAUGGGACAGAUAUUCCUGCUGUUUCAUAUUAAAGGUUUUUUAAUUCAAAAAGGGCCAAUAUUCAUAUAUUGACUAUUUCAACAUUGUGAAUUUUCUAAACAUAUUUAUCAUUUAUUUUCUAUGGGAAUGUCUUAAAUGUGAAUUUUAACUUGAUGGUUAUUAUAAAUCAUGAACAUUG